Messenger RNA from Apodemus sylvaticus (European woodmouse), 3744 nucleotides. It is a transcript of the gene Camk2g, whose product is annotated as calcium/calmodulin dependent protein kinase II gamma. The record is from RefSeq and is a predicted model, not a curated record. NCBI's taxonomy places the organism in Eukaryota, Metazoa, Chordata, Mammalia, Rodentia, Muridae. The transcript has 21 exons. Gene Ontology annotation, biological process: protein phosphorylation. Gene Ontology annotation, molecular function: calcium/calmodulin-dependent protein kinase activity; calmodulin binding; ATP binding. Bases 127 to 1797 code for a protein of 556 amino acids. Gene Ontology annotation, cellular component: neuron projection; cytoplasm.
UAAAGUCUCGCGGUGCUGCCGGGCUCAGCCCCGUCUCCUCCUCUUGCUCCCUCGGCCGGGCGGCGGUGACUGUGCACCGACGUCGGCGCGGGCUGCACCGCCGCGUCCGCCCGCCCGCCCGCCAGUAUGGCCACCACCGCCACCUGCACCCGCUUCACCGACGACUACCAGCUUUUCGAGGAGCUCGGCAAGGGUGCCUUCUCAGUGGUCCGAAGGUGUGUAAAGAAAACGUCUACACAGGAAUAUGCGGCAAAAAUCAUCAAUACCAAGAAGUUGUCCGCCCGAGAUCAUCAGAAACUAGAACGAGAGGCCCGGAUAUGCCGACUUCUGAAACAUCCAAACAUCGUGCGUCUCCAUGACAGUAUUUCUGAAGAAGGGUUUCACUACCUCGUGUUUGACCUUGUUACCGGAGGGGAGUUGUUUGAAGACAUUGUGGCCAGAGAGUACUACAGUGAGGCUGAUGCCAGCCAUUGUAUACAUCAGAUCUUGGAGAGUGUUAACCACAUCCACCAGCAUGACAUUGUCCACCGGGACCUGAAGCCUGAGAACUUGCUGCUGGCGAGUAAAUGCAAGGGUGCUGCGGUCAAGCUAGCUGAUUUUGGCCUGGCCAUCGAAGUGCAGGGAGAGCAGCAGGCUUGGUUUGGUUUUGCCGGCACCCCAGGUUACUUGUCCCCUGAGGUCUUGAGGAAAGAUCCCUAUGGAAAACCUGUGGAUAUCUGGGCCUGCGGGGUCAUCCUGUAUAUCCUCCUGGUGGGCUACCCUCCCUUCUGGGAUGAGGAUCAGCACAAGCUGUAUCAGCAGAUCAAAGCUGGAGCCUACGAUUUCCCAUCACCAGAAUGGGACACGGUCACUCCUGAAGCUAAGAACUUGAUCAACCAGAUGCUGACCAUAAACCCUGCCAAGCGCAUCACGGCCGACCAGGCUCUCAAGCACCCGUGGGUCUGUCAACGGUCUACAGUGGCAUCCAUGAUGCAUCGCCAAGAGACAGUGGAGUGCUUACGCAAAUUCAACGCCCGGAGAAAACUGAAGGGCGCCAUCCUCACGACGAUGCUGGUCUCCAGGAACUUUUCAGCUGCCAAAAGCCUAUUGAACAAGAAGUCAGACGGCGGUGUCAAGCCACAGAGCAACAACAAAAACAGUCUCGUAAGCCCAGCCCAAGAGCCCGCGCCCUUGCAGACGGCCAUGGAACCACAAACCACCGUGGUACAUAAUGCUACAGAUGGGAUCAAGGGCUCCACAGAGAGCUGUAACACCACUACAGAAGACGAAGAUCUCAAAGCUGCCCCGCUCCGCACUGGGAAUGGCAGCUUGGUGCCUGAAGGACGGAGCCCCCGGGACAGAACAGCCCCCUCUGCAGGCAUGCAGCCCCAGCCUUCUCUCUGCUCCUCAGCCAUGCGGAAACAGGAGAUCAUUAAGAUCACAGAACAACUGAUCGAAGCCAUCAACAAUGGGGACUUUGAGGCCUACACGAAGAUUUGUGACCCGGGCCUCACUUCCUUUGAGCCAGAAGCCCUUGGUAACCUCGUGGAGGGAAUGGAUUUCCAUAAGUUUUACUUUGAGAAUCUCCUGUCCAAGAACAGCAAGCCGAUCCACACCACCAUCCUAAACCCACACGUCCACGUGAUUGGGGAGGACGCAGCUUGCAUCGCCUAUAUCCGGCUCACGCAGUACAUCGACGGGCAGGGUCGGCCUCGUACCAGUCAGUCAGAAGAGACCCGGGUGUGGCACCGCCGGGACGGCAAGUGGCUCAAUGUCCACUAUCACUGCUCAGGGGCCCCUGCCGCACCGCUACAGUGAGCUCAGCCACAGGGGCAUUAGGAGAUUCCAGCUGGAGGAUGAACCUUCGCAGCCAGUGACUCUGGAGGGCCUGAGUGACAGCGGCGGUCCUGUUCGUUUGAGGUUUAAAACAAUUCAAUUACAAAGCGGCAGCAGCCAAUGCACGCCCCUGCAUGCAGCCCUCCCGCCCGCCCUUCGUGUCUGUCUCUGCUGUACCGAGGUGUUUUUUACAUUUAAGAAAAAAAAAAAAGAAAAUAAGAUUGUUUAAAAAAAUGGAAUUCAUACCAUGAUGCAUUUUAAAACAACUGAUGGCCCUUGGGCUUGCAAGAAGGCAGGAGUCUGUGUGUCGCUCACGCAGGCUCGCCCACCAGCUUUGAAGAGGUGAGCUUGGCCGCAGGCCCCCACGGACUCAGGGGGACCAGGCAAGGACUCUUGACGGAGCUUUGGUCAUGGAUAGAGCCAUGGUGUGAUUGCCCCAGAGGUGGCCUGAUCACCCCAGUUCUAGGAGUGGACGUCUUCAGAACAUGCAUUGACAGCUAGUAUGAGAAAGAAGCAAACCCCGUGGCUAUCGGACCUACAUGGGAGAAAAAGCAGCGCUGCCAGCCUGUUGUGGAGGCAGCCGUGAGGCGUGGCCUCGGGACUGAAGGCCUGGACUUUGCUGUGCUGUUCCAGUUAGUGUAGACAGGGAGAGAAUUGGUGCUGCAGAAGUGUGUCUGACACGAAGCCGAUGAGAAACCUCGAGUUAAUCUGACAUGCACUUACUCAUCCAUUUCUAGAGGAUGCACAAUGCACGUGGGCCUGAGGCGGAGGCCUGAUUUUUGCAGGUGGGAAGGAGGAGGGAUUGCUACUUUGUUUCCUGUUGGCUUUCCUAACGUCUCAUUGGCCGGGGCUCCUUUUGCCACUUUGGCAGUUCUGUCUGUGUGCUGAUCUGGACCAUCUUUGUCUUGUAUUUUCAUGGUGAUGGUCCCCAUGCUGACCCUCAUCUGGGCCUGGGCCCUCAGCCAAGUGCCCCUGUGGGAUGGGAGGAGUGAGGCAGUGGGAUAAGAGUUGGUGGUUGUUUCUAUGCAUUCUGGCUGCCCUCUGGGCUGCCCGCCUUCUUCCCAUGCUGCACGUCCAUCUCCUUCCCUGGGUUUGAAAUUGAACUGACUGCUUGGGUGAGAAGUGUCCUCUUUAAAGAGGCUCUUCACUGACCAACUGAAGUAGACUUUCCUGAUGGACAAUCUGCAUGGGCAUCACCCCCUCACCUGCAUGUACCCAAAACGGGGUCCAGAGCCCAGGCUCCUACAUUCAGUGUCCCUCUCUAUGCUCAAGGAGUUCCAUUCCAGGAAGAAAAGAUCUGUACCUCAGGCAGAUAACAGAGAAGAUAAUAGGGGAGCAAUUGGUCAGAGUGUUGGUUCCCUGCCACCAAACAACUGCACAUUAUCUGCAUUUGGGGGUGGGGGUAGAUUUCAGCUCCUUGGAUGACCUUCACGAGGCACCGGAGCUGAAAAAAGAACUACAGUGUGGAGCCAUCUGAGAAGAGAACAAACUCAUGGGUGCUGGUGCUUGACUUUAGCCCGGCUCCUCAAGCACCUUGCAUGCCUCAGACCCUGGACCCCAGUCCCUUCCUGCAGUGCCUGCAGCCUGCAGUGCCAGCCAGCAGAUACCUUCACCACAGGGUUUGGUUUGGCUGGCUUGAAGACAACAAAUGGUCUUAGAGCUCAUAGCUUCCUGUGGCUGCUCCAGCCCCACUUCUUAGCGUUCUUACUCCACUUCUGGGGCUAAUGUCAGCAUCUAUAGACUAUUAAUAGACUAUUUAAAAAACAAGCCACCUUUUAAACAGGAAAUGGAAGGCAUUUGAUGCAGAACUUUUGCAUGAUGACAUAGAAAUAAUUUAAAAUAGUGUUUGUUCUGAAUGUUGGUAGUCCCUUCAUAGCUUUGUUACAAUGAAACCUUGAAGAUAUUUAAUAAAAUAACCUUUAAACAGUC